Drosophila mojavensis is the source of this 1654-nucleotide messenger RNA. RefSeq names its product short neuropeptide F (gene sNPF). NCBI's taxonomy places the organism in Eukaryota, Metazoa, Arthropoda, Insecta, Diptera, Drosophilidae. The record is from RefSeq and is a predicted model, not a curated record. Bases 469 to 1347 code for a protein of 292 amino acids. The transcript has 6 exons.
CGUUAUCGUUGCAUUCGUAUCGUGCGCGUCGAACCAGUGAACCAACCAACCCAACCAGCGCUCUACGCCAACUAACGGUUAAAGAACACAGUUUUUGAAAUCAAACAAGCCAAAAAAAUUAAAUAAAAAAAAAUUUUAGAAAACUAAUGACAUCUCUAUUUCUUGUUCGAGUGUUUUUCUUAUCAGAAAAAAAGAGUUUCAACAAUAAUUCGCGUUUUUCUGCUGCAAUUUAAUUGACAAAGUUUUUAGAAGUUACCGCUGUGCGUGUUUUUUUUUAAAUUGACUUGGUUGACAAAUUUCGAUUACAGUUAGAAUUUUCAGUGCAAAUACGACAAAAAACAAAUUAAAGUUUAUCAAUUCGUCGCAUCGCGCUAUAAACGGUAAACGUGCGUUAAUCUAAUUUGUAUUUAAUCUAUUUGCCAUCGCUGAAAAGUAACAACAGCCAGUUCUCGAUCUUUGUUUGCGAAAAUGAUGCACCUGAAGUCUCAGCUGAGUUACGGCUGCGCCUUGGCGCUCUUCAGCCUCAAUCUCUUCAUGCUGUCCAGUGCCGAGCUAGCCUCGGCUCAAGGCGCUGCCAUCAGCAAUCUCUAUGACAAUUUGCUGCAGCGUGAAUACGCCGGACCCGUAGUCUUUCCCAAUCAUCAGGUGGAGCGCAAGGCGCAGCGCUCGCCCUCGUUGCGCCUGCGCUUCGGUCGCAGUGAUCCGGACAUGCUGAACAACAUCGUGGAGAAACGUUGGUUCGGCGACGUCAACCAGAAGCCCAUACGAUCGCCGUCGAUGCGCUUGCGCUUCGGCCGGCGCAGCGAUCCCAAUUUGCCGCAGAUGCGACGCACAGCCUACGACGAGCUGCUCGAGCGUGAACUGACCCUCAACAAUCAGCAGCAGCUGCUGAAUCAGCCAGCCGCUGGCUACGAUGCCGAUCUCUCAGAGGACUACGAUGCGGGCUUCGAGCGUGCUGUGCGCAAGCCUCAACGCUUGCGCUGGGGACGCAGCGUAAUCACCGGCAUUCUGAAUCUGGGCAAUAAUCGUUUGGACAAAGAGCAGCGUAUACAAGCUGAAAUAGAACAAUAUUUGCGGCAGGCGCAAGAAGUGACCCGCAUGCUGAAGGCCCUGCAGCAGGAAUACGACAUCCCAGCUGUCGAACGUGCCCUUGAAUCGAACGAAGAUCAGGACGAUGAGCAGGGCGAGGAAAAUGCGGAGUAUCAAUUUCAGCGCGAGUCUCGCAAGCCCAUGCGUUUGCGCUGGGGUCGUAGCACCGGCAAGGCGCCAGCCGAGCAGAAGCAAAUGCCGCUAGCCGCUGCUGUUUCUGCCGAGACAGCGUCCGUGGCGCCCAAGUUACAGAACUAAAUGAACAAACAAAAGGGAAUGAACAAAGGACACUCUAAGCAACAACUAGGCGGAAAUGUAACAAGACACACACACCGACACACAACACACACACACACACCAAUACAAACGCAAAUGGCAUACGAUUCGAAACACUCGGCUGAGAAACAGUUUUUGCAGGCAUUUACGGUAAGCGCAGGGAGCUAAUGACACGUUCUAAAGAAUAUAUACAUAUAAACCAUAUAUAAUAUAUAUACAUAUACUUAAACAUACAUAUGAUAUAUGUAUAUAUGUAUACACAUAACCGAUUACGUGUGUACAUUCUAAU